GACGUUUUCUGUUUUUGUUUUUUCAUCAUCACUCACUCAGUCAUUCAUUCGUUCUUUAGUCUUUCUUUAACCAUAGUCACUCGUUUCACUAUGCGUCUGUCUUCAGGUCUUCUCGUGGCUGUUGCCUCGGGUGCUUUCGCCCAGAGGUUCACCAACAGCAGCACAUCUGCUCUUGAGUCUAGCACUACCCUCCCCUCCAACAUCGACACCACCACCGGUGCCGCUCCCAGCUCCACCACCAGCCCUGCUGCUUCUCAGUCCGUCGAUCUUAGCGACGCCGAUCUUGGUCAGGGAACCAGCCUUGUCACUGGUGCCAAUGGCCAGCCUGCUGUUCGCAUGGCCGCUGGUGCCAACGGUGUUGCUGAGUUCACCUCCUCUCCCGAGAUCACUGAGCUCGAGACUGGCAGCCAGAUUCAGAUCCGCUUCGACAUCUCCGUCAGCGCUGUAGUUGAGUCUCGCAAGCGUGACUUCGAGGGCUGCACUCUCGACGUCAAGCUCGACGGCGAGACCAUCUACUCCGAGCCCCUUGCCGACACCAACGGCGCUUCAGUUGAGCAGGCCAGCAACCCCACUACCCUCAACUCCGACAAGCCCGAUAUCCAGUUCCUCCAGUCUUGCGGUUCUGAGCCCGUUCAGCUUGAUGUCUCCAACCUCGCUGUCGCUGCUGCCACUGAUGGUGGUUCUACUGGUCUUCCCACUGGUGCUGCUACCGAGACUGGUACCGAGACUGGCACUGAGGUCGCUACUGGUACCAACUCCGAGGGUGCUACCACCAACUCUGAGGGUGAGACUGUGAUCCCCACUGGCACCGAGACUGGCUCUGCUAUCGCUACUGGUACAAACUCUGAGGGUGCUACCACCAACUCCGAGGGCGAGACCGUCAUCCCUACUGGAUCUGAGACUGCCAUCGAGACCAACAGCGCUGGCUUCACCACCAACUCUGAGGGUGAGACCGUCUUCCCUACUGGUACUCAGACCGGCUCUGCCAUUGCUACCGGUACCAACUCCGAGGGUGCCACUACCAACUCUGAGGGCGAGACUGUUGUUCCUACUGGUACUGCCACUGGCACCGAGGCUUCUGCUUCCGCCUCUGCUACCUCCCCCGCUGGCUUCCCCGGUUCCGUCGGUGUCUUCACCCUCUUCGGCUGUGUCGGUUCUUCCGCUGGUUUCCCCACCUUCGAGCUUGCCGAGACCAACGCUCAGAUGGACCUCGAGCGUUGUGCUUCUCUCUGCACUGGCCGUGCCUACUUCGGUGUUUACGAUACUGCUUGCUACUGUGGUGAUGAGAUUGACGCCGACAACACCAGCCGCGUUGAUAUCGACCAGUGUGACAUCGAGUGCCCUGGCGACAAGGACAACUUCUGUGGUGGUGAUGGCCGCCUCAACCGUCUCCGCGCUCGUCAAGCUGUUCCCGCUGGCCGUCUCCUGACCGUCUACGCCUCUGCCAUCGGCGCCGGUGCCACCGUCACUGACUCCGUCACCCAGACCGUCACCGACGAGACCACCAUCACCACCACCUUCACCACUGCCAUCACUGGCGCUGAGACCACCACCACCGCUACCGUCACCGCUGUCCAGAUCUGCGUCAACGGAAAGUGCUACAGCCAGGGCUCUGACCGCACCGUCUUCAUCUUCAUCGAGGUCAACGGCAGCGACUGCGACAACGAGUGGGUCUACAUCACCGAGGAGUGCUCUUGCCAGGGCGGCAAGCAAUACGUCCCUAAGUUCUGCUCCGGUGGAAGCUGUGCCGGCGAGAUCGUCUACAAGACCCAGGAGUGCCAUGACUGGUGGAACCACGAGACCUUCUUCGUCGCUGCUGACUGCGGCUGCAAGGAGGAGACCGUUAUCUACAAGCCUUGGGAGAACAGCUGGGGUACCCCCAACAACUGCAAGGCUGAGCUCGUCCCUGUCUGCUCUGGCCCCAAGUGCCCCGUUGUCAAGGUUCCCACCCACGGCGGUUACACUCACCCCUUUACCAACGGCACCUGGACCAACGGUACCGCUCACUGCUCUGGUCCUCAUUGCCCCAGCCCUGUUCCUCAGUGCUCCGGCCCCAAGUGCCCUGCUCCUCACUGCUCCGGCCCCCACUGCCCCAGCCCUGUUCCUCAGUGCUCCGGCCCCAAGUGCCCUGCUCCUCACUGCUCCGGCCCCCACUGCCCCAGCCCUGCUCCUGUCUGCUCUGGCCCCAGCUGCCCCAGCACCAAGGUCGUCACCCUUGUUCCUCAGUGCAGCGGUGCUAGCUGCCCCGCCAAGCCCACUGGUUCUCAGGAGACCGGUGUUCCUUGCAACGGUGCUGACUGCCACGUUGCCACUGCCACUGACAGCAGCCCCAAGCCCACUGGCACCGUCCCCGCCAUCGUCAACGGUGCCGGCAAGCAGGUCGUUGGAGCUGCUACUCUCUUCGCUGCUCUCUUUGCGGCCCUUCUCUAGAUGUUAGCAUCUCCUUCAACCUCUUCUUCUUCCGGGGCCUUUUAGAAUAAUGACCUUCUAGUCGAGCUAUUAAUUAGACCUUCAUUUUGCAUGCUUAAACUUGACUUUGUCCCUGUGACUACUGAAUUUUCAG
This is a messenger RNA of Fusarium verticillioides 7600, 2563 nucleotides long. RefSeq lists its product as hypothetical. NCBI's taxonomy places the organism in Eukaryota, Fungi, Ascomycota, Sordariomycetes, Hypocreales, Nectriaceae. The coding region runs from base 91 to 2430 and encodes 779 amino acids. The record is from RefSeq and is a predicted model, not a curated record. The transcript has 3 exons.